UAACUACAAUAGCGUUCAAAUAGUUUGCCAUGUCCACGAUUAAAAAACAAACGGCUAUGCCUCGUCGAACGGAAGAGUUCGAUUUUUCGGCUCCGCAAUCGUCUGUGAAAAAAACCCAACGACAAAGCCGCAUUGCACAGCCGCUUCGUAAGUUGUCCAAGCCAAGUCUAGGUCCGCUCAUUUCUGGUGAAAAUGCUCGUCCAUCUUCAGAUCGGCAGAAUAUUUUCGUUCAACAGACUCCAGCUAUUGGUGGUAAAACAAGAAAUCCCAUUUCAACCCCUGCCUUCCGUACUCCUUUGAGAAGCAGUGAAAAUUCAACGGCAGUUCCAUCUACUGCCGAACAAAACAAAAUGCUUACCGAAAAUCGUGACUACAUGGCUGCUCAAAGCGAACGAAUUUGUGACUAUUUGGAAACUAUUUCUGAUCUACCACAGGAUUUCGUAGAACGGCGUAACCUGAAGGCUAUGUCAACAAAACAAUUCUUAGUAAUAAUGGCCCAUCUGUUUCGGCAAAUCGGAGGAAGCAGGUACAAACUAGGAACCAAUUUUCUGGAUGAUAUAAUGAAGACGAUGUCCGAAUUGGAAUACCCUUUUACAAUAAACAAAUCAAUGUUGAAGACACCGAAUGUUCCACACUCAAUUUCGCAUAUUAUCAUUAUGAUUGGCUGGUUGGUUCAAUUAGUACCGAAAACAAAUCAAAGCUUGGAGCCGCUAAAGCAAGAUGUGACCCUAUCUGAAGAGUUUCCUAGCCCUAAUUAUCAGGCGUUGUUUUAUAAAAGAGCUGAAGAAGGGUUUAGUCUGUGGAACCUCAAAAAAGAAGUGGAGUUCGAAGCAAUAGUCGAGAAUCUAACUGAUGAAUUAGUAAUGGCUCGUACUAACGGUUUAAAUCAACAGCAAGUCUCGGUCAAAGUUCUUCAACUGGAAAAGGAAUUACAAGACAUCAAUAACCGUUCGAUUCAGCAGGGUCGCGAUCAGAGCAUGGAUGGUUUGGCGGAGGCUAUUCAACAACAACAGCAACUAAAGAAAAAGCUUUCAACAGAGUUGAAAUCCCUGCAGAAAGAAGCUAGCAAGACAGAAGAGAAGUUCUAUCAAGAUCAAGAAGACUUUUACGAUUUAAUGAAAAAAAUGGAUCAACUAAAACUGGACAUCAAAUCACAGCAGCUAAGUGCUGAAGAACGGGAUGAACUUAUAGCUUCGAUAGCUGCUAAUAAAAGCUUGCUGAAUGCCAAACGUCUCGCGGUAACCACUUUGGAACACACAUACUUUGAACAUCAGAUUGUGGUCUCGAGACUAAUCAAGCAAAAGUUUACAUUAAUCUCGAAUUUGAAUACUCGGUUGCACCAGUUCGCGGAUUCUUCAAAAUCAAUGAUAGAUUUUACUCCGCCGACUUUAGACAUUAAGACUGAAAACUACGUUGAACUUCUACAGGAUUUGCAAAGUAUUAAAUCACAAAUCGAAAGCGUACUUAAACAGCAAUCGGUGAUUUAUGGUCAACUCAACGAGCAACGAAUGCGCCUUGAACAGCACUUGUCGGAUCAGCAAAUUCAAUACAACGCUGUUGAGAAAUCUCUUGAGGAAAUAAAUGCUCGCUAUGAACAGCUUCAACAGCAGAGGAACGACAUUGUGGGUCAAUUGAGUAGCACGUCGGCGGAAAAUUGCCAAACAGCACACCGGAAGGAAGCGGAACGAGCUGAGAUGGAUAAAAGGAUAGCCGAACUCCAGCAGCAGUGCGAACAGAAUCGAAGAGCGAUCGAAAAGUUAAACCACGACAAACAAAAGUUAAUGGUCGAAAAGCAGGAACAGUGUCAUGAAAUUCUGGCCGAGAAAAAGCGACUGCAACAGGAGAUGACGGAGUUGGUGGAAAAAAUGGAGGCCGAAGUAGCUGGUAUGGAGCGUGAACUAGAGGAAACCGACAAAAACGGCCGAUGAGUGAUUGUAUAAUACAUUUGUAAUUAUACAUUUGUUUAUCAUUUUCCAAAAUAUUUAUGUUGUCUAAAUGGUAUAAUUUUAACAAUUUUGCUUUCAAAAUCGUUUGUUAAAACAGUACGUUUGUUAAAAAAAAGUUAAUUU
Messenger RNA from Sabethes cyaneus, 2069 nucleotides. RefSeq names its product kinetochore protein NDC80 homolog (gene Ndc80). Lineage: Eukaryota; Metazoa; Arthropoda; Insecta; Diptera; Culicidae. Bases 30 to 1928 code for a protein of 632 amino acids. The record is from RefSeq and is a predicted model, not a curated record. The transcript has 3 exons. Gene Ontology annotation, cellular component: Ndc80 complex. Gene Ontology annotation, biological process: attachment of mitotic spindle microtubules to kinetochore.